Messenger RNA from Pseudonaja textilis, 3627 nucleotides. Lineage: Eukaryota; Metazoa; Chordata; Lepidosauria; Squamata; Elapidae. The record is from RefSeq and is a predicted model, not a curated record.
AUGGCACAGUUUCUGCAUGAUAACCGCAUUGCCUGUGUGACGCCUGCCAAACUGGAUGCAGCAGGGCCAGAAGAGGCCGAAGAAGGCAGGAGCCUUUCUAAUGACAGCCAUCCCCCACUUCUUCUCAACAAAGAGCCAGUUACAUCUGACUCAACCUCCAGCCAGUUCCAGAACUGGUGUGAUGCCUCUACCCUCACUGACUUUUGCAAUAGCAGCAAUUUGCCAGAAGUGGAAAUCAUCAGCCUUCUGGGGGAACAACUGCCUUUGUAUAAACUCCGGGCAGACACAAUAUUUGGAUAUGACCACAAAGAUUGGAUUCAGACACCCCAGGUCUCCUCUGAUGCUGCUACUGCCCUCACAUUCAAGCAGAUUGAAGAGACACUGGAAUAUUUCUUAAUGUGUUCUGAGAGAGUUGAGAAGAUCACCAAGACAUAUCAUGAUAUAGAUGCGGUCACUAACUUGCUGGAAGAGAAGCAACAUGAUUUGGAGUUAGCAGCUCGCAUUGGGAAAACAUUGCUCAAACAAAAUCGGAGUUUGUCUGAACGCAAUGAGUUCUUGGAAGAGCAGUUAGAAUUAGCAAAAGAAGAGAUAGCUCAGUUGAAACAUGAAAUAUCGAUGCGGGAUGAUCUUCUCCACAUGUUUACCAACAGCACUGAAGAGAGUGAGCCAACUUCCAUCAUUUCUACCCCGUUACGAAGGAAUGAUUCUUCCCUCUCUUUGCAGCAGUGUUUGCAAUAUGAUCUUCUUCAGCAGAAACUUAAAGCAUUGGAAGAAGACAACCAGAAACUGCGUGCUGAAGUUACAAACAUUGCCACAGAAACAAAUCAAUAUGAGGAACAGGAACAGAAGCUCAUGCUUGAUUGUGUGGAACAAUUUUCUGAUAGCAGCCAGCAAGUUCUCCUGAUUUCCGAGGAGCUGGCUCUCAAGACAGAGGAUUCAAUCCGGCAACAGGAGGAGAUUACCCAACUUCUAGCUCAAAUUGUAGAGCAACAACAGAAGUGCCGUGCAGAUUCCCUGGCUGCAGAGAUCAAGAGCACAAUGAGAAAAGGGAUGGACAGCUCUGGGUCAUCUGAGUUCAAAAGCUUCCGGCGUGUAUUUGAGACAGUGAAGGCUGUGAAUCGAGCAAUAAAAGCUAAAUCAGGAAGGGCGACCCCUUUGAGUCUUCCUCCGUGUUCUCCUAAAGUAGCUUCAGUGGCCUGCAGUCACUUUAGCACUCCACGUAACAACCGCUAUGGUUCAGAUAGCCCCAUUAUGCUGGAAGAAAAAGAACAUCUUGCUUCUGAAGAUCUCAAUGAUACCCACAGCAGCGUGGAUGCUACACCAGGUAUACCUGGCCAUCAUGUCUUGGAAGCUGCUAUCCAGAGUUUGUCUGCUCGCCAGAAGAACCACAGCACUGAGCAUUCAUUUUUUGAGAUGGAACGUGAAUGCAAAUUGAAGCGCCUGGCUUGGGAGGCGGAGAAUUUCAGUGGGUGCCUGACCCCCAACGAAAGCAUCGCAUCCAUAGGCACCAACUAUUCAGGCAGUUCUGGCACGUCCUUGAGCUCCUACUCUUUCUUCCCUGAAAAGCUUCAAAUUGUCAAGCCUAUGGAAGGUUCAAUGACUCUGCAUCACUGGCAGCAGCUGGCCCGUCCUCACCUGGCAGGAAUCCUGGACCCUCGACCAGGUGUCUUUACCAAAGAUUUCUGCCAACUUGACACUGAUCUCGGAGAGGUCCACAAUCUAAAUGAUUUAGAAGAAGAUGACAUGGAUGUCAGCGCCUUGUCUUCCCUUGCUACCUCAACAAUUAAAGCCAAAGAAACGCCAACUGUUUUUCACUCCGUUAACAAUCUGCCCCAGACCCCGCCUACUUUCACCAUCACCACCUGUUGCAUCAUGCACCCUAGCAAAGAAGUUACCAUGGUGACACCAAGUCUUUAUAAUACAGUUGUGCCGUCUUGUGGGCCCUGCACGGGGCUGAGCCCGUCUUCCCCUCCUCAGUCCCACCUUAAGGAACUAUGCAGGCAGGAGAAGAAAAAAGAGAAGCUUGGACUGGUGACUUUACUGGCAAAACAAGGCAUUUCUGCACAGAGCAAAGGAAUGGUGCUUGCAUCCCAUGCUAUUAGGGACCCAACAGUCUCUUCUUGCUUUUCUCCUUCCUUGGUUUCUGAUUGGACUUCAGGACUGCUGCACCACAAGAAGCCUGAACAGAGCCCGAAUAGCAUCUUCAGCUUGAAUCUGGUAGAGAAACUGCAGCAACUAGGGCUCAAUGAGGUGUUGGCUAGAGGGGAAUCAUCAUACCUAACCUUACAUCAGCAGGAACUUCACCAGGGAAAGAAAUGUAGUUCUGGAUUUGGAAACCAGCGAGAUCCAGUGGGGCCUCAAUAAAAAUGAAGAGGGUGGUUUGGGUGUCCUACUGCCUGGUUUAGGAAAGUUGGACAAGACUCGGUUGUACAGCUAGAACACUGGGUGUACUGGGUUGAGAAGCACUUAAGUUCUGCUUAGAGCAUUGUUUUCUUCACUAUUUGUGAAUCACUGUUGUUCUUCAAUUUUUUUUCCCUCCUCCUUCCUACUGCCAACGGAACACACCGACUCUCACACCGAUAUCUAGUCGUAUCCCCGAUCCCAAACUCAUUUCUUCUGCCUUCUGUUGUCAAUCUUAUUCUAUUAGAAUUGUACAAGUCACAGAGCCUUCUGGGUUAGGAGGCACAGGACAAAAGGAGGGGGGAAACCCUUGAACUUCCCAGUUAGAAAUGGUCACGGACAGACUGAGCCUUGGAAGCAGCGGCUGGAGUAGAUUAUUUUCUGGGAUGAGAAGCACAGAUUAGCAGCUGCUUUUCUAUAUCAUUUUAGUUCCUUGUUUCCACCUGUCUCUGCCCUCUUUAUAUAUUUCAAAAUUCUGCAGGGAUGGCAGACUAAGUAGAAAUUUUGGUGGGGAGUUUUCGUUUAUUGGGAGGAGUUGAUUGAGAACAGUCCUUCAUUCUGUUUUACUACCAGUGCUGGUAUCCUUGACUUUUGUUAACUGUGACAUGGUGUCUGGGUCUUCAUCUUGAGGAAGCCUGCAGAGAUUUUAGAGACACUUAGAGACAUAAUCACAGUUUGUUAUACAAAAAAACAUUGAAGAAAGUUUAUCAAGCUUUGGUUGUGGUUGUAUUAUAUUUCCGAACCAAGUGGCAGUUGCUUUAUGUUUUGUGCAUGAAAAUUUUGCUUGGGAAUGUAGAAUUUCCUGCUUUUUAAUUUUUUUCCAGCACUUUAUUUCUCCUUCCAAACUACUAUACAAGCUGGAUCCGUGUUUACGUUUCACCCAAGGUAAAACAGAAAUAGUUCAUGUUCCUUCCAAUUCCUCCUGAAUGACUGACUAUUCUUGUUCUUUUCAGAGUUAAGCCAAGUUUGCCAUGGCUUCCAUAUGUGUUGUGUUUUUCUUUCUUCUCUUGAAAAGAAUGCCUGCAUUUUUCUAUUUAUGAAUGUUAGGUUAAAAAGCCAAUCUCAUCCCUCUUGGACCUGUCUAGUUCUGUACUGCUCGCAUGCUUGUAUGUGUGUGCUUCACAAAAUACCAUUUGCACUCCUGCUCCGAAGGCCAGUUUGCACUCUUCCACAUGUAGUUCUCCUCCUGUGACUUGGAAAAAUUAAAUGUUGAUGCUGUUUCCCCGA